AAUUUGCGCCCUGAAUGUGAAUGAGCACAAGCGAAUUUAAUUAAUCAUGGCGAAGAGGUGUUCAAUUCAUAUUUCUAACGUGUAAAUAACUGAAUAGGGAAAUAAACGGUAUUUGGACCAGUGUAGUAAAUCGAUUGCAUUGUUUCGAUGAACCCGGAACGCAUAUUACACUGCCUAUUUACAAUAUCUCCAAUUGAUAAUUGUUCCAAAAAUUGUUGCUUGUUUAAUAAAGUGAAGCACUUUUAACGCUGAUUGUAAACUAAACCGGGUCAGUCAUCGUCAAUUACUUCGGGUUUGCUGGGUGGGGUAUCAGACUCACUCGCUCGUUCAUUCAGCUUCUAGGCACUAAUUCAAAAUGAAAGCUUUCCUGGCCAUUUCGGUUGUGGCUGUCGCAAUUGUUGCCACGUUGGCAUUUCCGAGUCCCAAUAUCGAUGCCUCUAGCCCAGGAGAUGCAGGAGCAGCAAGGGUAGCUCGUCAGCAAGGAACUGCCGCUCAGGGUUAUCUCGGUGGGGUGACAGACGCUGGGGACGCAGCACCUCCCGGUGACCCAAGGUGGAAGGACCCCGCAUACUGGGAGAAGAACCAUGAGAAACAAUGGGGCGGAUUUGAAAACGCAAUGGAGAAGUGGCAAAAUUGGGCUGCGGAUUCGAACUCUGGCAACUACAAAUUGGCAAACAAUAAAGUUGGAGCUUUCGACAACGGAGAAUUCAACGCGGAGAAAGCUUCAGAGGAAUUUUUCGGCCCCGACCAUGUUAGGAAUGACUGGAAAUUUGGGAACUACACUACCAAUGCUGGAUUUGGUGUUGGAGCGGCCAUCCAGACGGCCCCCGGUUCCGGAGAUAAAUCUGCCGAUGGUAAGGGUGGGUUCUGGGCUAAACUACAUUGUCGUCUUCAUAGUUCUCUCUUUUUGCAAAAGAAGCAUCUCAGGCUUCCCGUCCCUUGCUCUUUGAUCCUUUAAUUCUUCCAUUCGAGUCUAAUAUUUAAUGAUAUUCUAAUAAACAUUGGCGAUUUAUUUAUUAAUGGGUCCAAAUUUUUAACAUGAAAUAAAAUAUGGUCGUAGUUGGCAAAAUUGAUUUCA
Messenger RNA from Folsomia candida, 1078 nucleotides. RefSeq lists its product as uncharacterized. Lineage: Eukaryota; Metazoa; Arthropoda; Collembola; Entomobryomorpha; Isotomidae. The record is from RefSeq and is a predicted model, not a curated record. The transcript is spliced from 4 exons. The coding region runs from base 356 to 958 and encodes 200 amino acids.